AUGAUAGGCACCCUGUCAACUUUUGAUGCAAAAGAGCAGACUUGGGAAGAGUACUGCGAGGUUCUUGAUCAGUUUUUUGAAGCUAAUGGGAUCGAUGAUGGAGAGAAACAGAGGGCUAUCCUAAUCAGCGUGGUCGGUCCAGCAACGUACAAGCUCAUGAGAAACCUGGUGAGUCCAGAUAAGCCAUCUGCGAAAACAGUCGAUCAGUUAAAACAAGUAAUGAAAGAGCACUUCAAUCCUAAACCAAGCGAGAUGGUGCAGAGAUAUGUGUUUGACUCGCGUUCACGUCAGCCUACGGAAUCUGUGAGUGCAUAUGUAGCGGAGCUCAGACGACUAGCUCAUGACUGUAACUUUGGCACUACACUGGAGCAAAGGUUAAGAGAUCGUCUUGUGUGCGGUAUGAAUGACGACCGGAUUCAAAGACGUCUGCUCUCCGAAAUAGACCUGACGUUUGAAAAAGCAUUUAAGAUAGCAGUAGCUGCAGAAACUGCAAGUAAAAAUGCCCAAGACCUACAAAAGGCGGCCGUAGCAUGGCACAUCGCUAAGGCUUGUAGGAAUAAAAGUAAGGAUGAUGCCCGUCCCAGUGAAACCAAAGCACACAGAGCAGAGCGGCGCGCACGCUUUCAACCCCGUCCACACAGGUCACACAACGUGUGUGAGAGACAAAAUGAUGAUGAUAGCUCUGAUGACGAAGAAGCAUUCAUACUGGCAUGCCUGAAUACAGAAACUUCCAUGCAGAGAAUUAAACCAUUCGAAGUCAACGUGGAAGUGAAUAAAAAGAAAGUACACUUCGAAAUAGACACAGGAUGCAGUGUGAGCAUUAUGAAUGAAAAUAAAUUCAAUGAGAUGUGGAAAGAAAAGAAACGCCCCAAAUUAAAUGAAAGCAAAAUGUCUCUGAAGUCAUACACGGGAGAAAAAAUCAAAGUAGUGGGAGUUUCUGAAGUAAAAGUAAAUGCUCAGCAAAUUAAGACAUUACCCCUAGUGGUGGUGAAGGGCACUGGACCUAGCUUGUUAGGUAGAGGCUGGCUGGAGGCUUUAAAGCUCAAGUGGGAUGAAAUUAAACAUGUAAAAACAGAUGCACAUGAGCUACAGGAAGUACUGUCAAAGCAUGAGGAUGUUUUCAAAAAAGAACUUGGCAUGUUAAAAGGCAAGAAGGCAACAAUCCGUGUGUCUGCGAAUGCCCGUCCAAAGUUCUAUAGGCCCCGCUCAGUUCCGUAUGCCAUGAGGGCGAAAGUAGAAGAGGAGAUAGAUAGGCUCCUGAAAGAGGACAUCAUAACACCUGUCAAAUACACUGAGUGGGCAGCGCCAAUUGUUCCGGUGUUGAAGCCGGAGGGCUCCAUUAGAAUAUGUGGCGAUUACAAACUAACAGUAAACAGCGCCUCCUCACUAGAGCAUAGUGUAGAAGACCUGUUCAAUACACUGGCAAGAGGGACACGGUUCUCCAAACUUGAUUUAAGCCACGCCUAUCAGCAGAUCGUGAUGGAUGAUGACUCCAAGAAAUACCUAACGAUAAACACACACAGAGGCCUUUUCACCUACAAUAGGCUCCCAUUCGGAGUUUCAUCUGCUCCAGCCAUAUUUCAGAGAACAAUGGAGAGUUUGUUGCAAGGCCUGCCCGGAGUAGCUGUUUACCUUGACGACAUUUUACUGACUGGAAGAGACACUGUAGAGCAUUUGAGCACGCUGGAGGAGGUACUCAGGCGACUGGAAGAGGCAGGACUGCGACUGCGCAGAAGCAAGUGUGCAUUCUUGCAAGACCAGGUUGAGUACUUGGGUCACAAGAUUGAUGCUGAAGGCCUGCACCCAGUGCUGAGCAAGGUAACAGCCAUCGAGGAAGCUCCACCUCCAACCACAGUGACUGAGCUGAAAGCAUAUCUUGGCCUUUUAAACUACUAUAAUAAGUUCCUUCCUAAUCUCGCCACACGUCUAGCACCAUUACACAGAUUGUUAAGAAAAGACAUUCAGUGGACUUGGAAGAAAGAACAAGAAGAUGCGUUUUGUUUGUCUAAACAGCUGCUGAAAUCAGCACAAGUCCUGGCUCACUAUUCAGCAGACAAAGAACUUGUGCUGGCAUGCGACGCCGUGCUGUCACACAUCAUGGAAGACGGAAGUGAAAAACCCAUAGGCUUCAUGUCACGCACACUGACACCAGCUGAACAGCGUUACUCACAGCUCGACAAGGAGGGGUUAGCCAUCAUAUUCGGAAUCAAGCGAUUUCACAAGUAUAUCUAUGGACGAAGAUUCACGAUCAGCACUGAUCACAAGCCAUUGAUCUCGCUUUUCCAUGAAAAGAAGCCGGUGCCACAGAUGGGGUCACCAAGAGUGCAACGGUGGGCAAUACUUCUGAGAGCGUACGAGUACAAUAUGGUGUACAAGCCAGGCAAAGACCACGCAAACGCAGACGCAUUGAGCAGGCUACCACUGCCACACAUUGAAGAGGAGGAUGACACAGGACAGGUCCUCAUGCUGGAUGUGGUGGAAGACCCACCAAUCACAACAGCCCAAGUGAAGCAGUGGACUGCGAAAGAUGAAAUAUUAUCACAAGUGCUGUUGUGGUGUUUGCAUGGCUGGCCAAAGGAGGUGGCUUCAAUGUUCAAGGCCUACAGCCAGAGAAGGCUUGAACUCAGUGUCAGAGAUGGAUGUGUGCUCUGGGGAGCGAGAGUGGUUGUUCCAAAGAAGGGGAGGGCCACCCUUUUAAAACAUCUACACUACACACACCCAGGCAUCUCCAGGAUGAAGGGCUUGGCACGUUCAUACGUGUGGUGGCCAGGUAUGGAUGCUGACAUAGAAAGAGAAGUACAGUCCUGCCACACAUGCCAGGAAAACAGAAAGGCUCCAGCUGCAGCUCCUCUCCAUCCCUGGGAGUGGCCAGAGACACCCUGGAAUAGAUUGCAUGUUGAUUAUGCCGGCCCUCACUUAGGCAGGAUGUUUCUUAUCGUGAUCGAUGCGCACUCAAAAUGGCUUGAUGUGUAUCCAACAAGUAAUGCAACAAGCAAAGUCACCAUUGAAAAACUCAGACAGUGCUUUAGCACACAUGGCCUGCCUCAGACAAUAGUAUCGGACAAUGGCACAUGCUUCACAAGCCAAGAGUUUGAAUCAUUCCUGAAACAGAAUGGUAUACAGCACAUAACAUCUGCACCCUUUCACCCGGCAUCAAAUGGCCUAGCCGAAAGAGCCGUGCAAACGUUCAAACAAGGAAUUAAGAAAACAAAAGGAGAUACUUUGGAAACCAAAAUAGCAAGAUUUCUGUUCAAUUACAGAAUAACACCCCAAAGUACGACUGGCUUGUCUCCAGCUGAAAUGCUGAUGUCUAGGAGACUGCGGUCCACACUGGAUCUUCUGCUGCCCGAUGUGAAGUCAAAGAUUCAAAAGAAACAACUCAAACAGAAAGCACAACAUGACUUACACGGCAAAUGGAGAAGCUUCUCUCCUGGUGACGACGUGUACAUCCGAAACUAUGGUCACGGACCAAGGUGGGUCCCAGCCGUCAUUGAGAUGAACACAGGGCCUGUCUCCUACACAGUGCAGACAGGAGAUGGACGCGUCAUGAGACGUCACGUGGACCAUAUCCGUAAACGUCACGCGUCGAUGACAGAGACAUCCAUGCCUGACAUUAUCACAACGAGUCUUCAUAAAUAA
Molecule: messenger RNA, 3639 nt
Organism: Osmerus eperlanus (European smelt)
Lineage: Eukaryota; Metazoa; Chordata; Actinopteri; Osmeriformes; Osmeridae
Biological process (GO): DNA integration; proteolysis
Molecular function (GO): nucleic acid binding; aspartic-type endopeptidase activity
Source: RefSeq, a predicted model, not a curated record